GAUGGCCUUGUUGGCCGUGGUCGCCCUGAUGCAGCCAUGGCUUUUCGCGUGGGUGGGCCCCAAGACCAGCCGAAGUCUCCUGGUGACGUUGGUCUUCAUGAUGGGCACCACCUCUGAACCUCAGGACUUUAAAGCGUGCACGGGGAAGCUUCGGCCGCUGCUGGUGAAUUUCAUUGCAUGCUUUGCGGUCUUACCAGGCGUAGCACUGUCCAUUGGACAUGCAUUGGAUUUGCGACAGGACUUUCUGGUGGGCAUGGUUCUGAUGGGCGGCGUCAAUGGAGGAUCAGCUUCAAAUCUCUUCGCGUUGCUCGCGGGUGGUGAUGUGGCUUUAUCGGUCUUGAUGACCAUCACCACCACCAUUGGCGCAGUCGUGUGCACUCCACUGGUCGCUGAAGUCUUUGUGGGCGCCUUUGUGCCCGUGGACUCCAUUGGCAUGCUGCGGUCUGCCGUGGAGAUGGUCCUCCUCCCUUUGAUUGGCGGGGUUGUCACUAGGGCAGCUUUACCAUUGACCAUCUCCAAAGUUGAACCCUUUAUCCCAAAUCUGGGACUGGGCACUGCCCUGCCAUUGCUGGGCGGAGUGCUGGCAGGAAACGCCUCCGCCAUUCUCAGCGCCGGCGUCACUUUGCACAUCGCAAGCUUGUCCUUCAACGUGGCCGCGGGUCUCAUAGGCUAUUACUUCGCUGCGGUGACCGGUUCAGAUGAGCGGGUUCGAAGGACGGUGGCCAUUGAAGUUGCGAUGAAAAACAACGUUUUCGCCUGCAUCUUAGCUGCGGCCCACUUCGAUUCUCAAGAUGUGCAGAUUCCAGCUGCUACGGCAUGCAUUUGGUGUCCGAUCAUUGCAGCUGCCAUGGCAGCCUACUGGAAACUCUCCCCGCCAUGCGUCCCGACUCCGAAGCUCCCUCCCGCUCCAAACGACCAACGCCGAGCGCCAUACCGUCUGGUCUCGCCAUAG
This is a messenger RNA of Cladocopium goreaui, 952 nucleotides long. The record is from the annotation of a GenBank genome assembly. Lineage: Eukaryota; Dinophyceae; Suessiales; Symbiodiniaceae.